Molecule: messenger RNA, 1478 nt
Organism: Cyprinodon variegatus (sheepshead minnow)
Lineage: Eukaryota; Metazoa; Chordata; Actinopteri; Cyprinodontiformes; Cyprinodontidae
Gene: cdk18
Product: cyclin-dependent kinase 18-like
Exons: 13
Coding region: 312-1451 (379 amino acids)
Biological process (GO): protein phosphorylation
Cellular component (GO): nucleus; cytoplasm
Molecular function (GO): ATP binding; protein kinase activity
Source: RefSeq, a predicted model, not a curated record
AUUUAGUCUUUCAUGUUAUCUGGCCGGCGAGCCGACAGUCUGAGAGGAGGACCGAGGGAGGGGGGGACAGGGUGAGCUGUCAGACUGUUUGUGUAUCUUGUUCCUUCCACCUCUCCCCUACCUCUACCUGCCCAGCUUUCUGUCCAUCACUCCUUCCCAGCGUCUGCAUCUCGUGGAUCUAUCUCUGCUGUGGGUGAAGCUCUGAAGGAAAGGGGGGAACCUGAGCGGAGAGGCGGCUCGCCUCCUCUGCAGCCCUCUCCAUCCAGUCGGCCGUAGAUGACCUCUGCUCUCCUAUUCUGCUCCUCAAUACCAUGAACAAGAUGAAGAACUUUAAGAGACGGUUCUCGCUGUCGGUCCCACGUACUGAAACCAUCGAGGAGAACGAGUUCACUGAACAAAUCAACCAGCUGAACAUCAGACACACCCAGGGCCUGACUCCAGACAGACUCGGUCCUCCGUCCCACGAUGCCAGCCCAGUGAGCCCUGAAGCUACAACACCAGGAGCUCACUCUCCAUCCCACCUCCACUACCACAGCCAGGCUCAGCACAGACGCUUUUCCAUGGAAGAUGUGAGCAAACAGAUGGCUCUGCCCAUGGACAUCCGCCUACCUGCAGAAUUUCUCCAGAAACUGCAAAUGGAAAGUGAAAAUUCUCCACUCUGCAAACCUCUGAGCCGCAUGUCCAGACGGGCUUCCCUGUCUGAUAUAGGAUUUGGGAAACUGGAAACGUAUGUGAAGCUUGGAAAACUAGGUGAGAUCUUUAUGUUCCAGCUGCUGCGUGGUCUUUCCUACUGCCACAAAAGAAAGAUCCUCCACAGAGACCUGAAGCCCCAGAACCUUCUCAUCAACGAUAAAGGCGAACUCAAACUGGCUGAUUUCGGUCUGGCCAGAGCUAAAUCUGUUCCCACCAAGACCUACUCCAACGAGGUGGUGACUCUGUGGUAUCGACCCCCCGACGUGCUCCUGGGCUCCACCGAAUACUCCACGCAUAUCGACAUGUGGGGUGUAGGUUGCAUCCUGUUUGAGAUGGCAACAGGUCGUCCGAUGUUUCCUGGUGCCACAAUAAAGGAGGAGCUACACUUGAUUUUUAGAGUCAUGGGGACUCCGACAGAAGAAACUUGGCCUGGAAUCAGCGGCAACGAGGAGUUCAGGUCUUACCUCUUCCCCCAGUACAGAUCUCAACCUCUCAUCAACCACGUGCCCCGGUUGGACACAGAGGGAAUCGAUCUGCUGACAGCUUUGCUUCUGUACGACACCAGAACCAGAAUCUCCUCUGAAGCCGCUCAGCACCACCCCUACUUCCAGAGUCUGGGGGAAGACAUUCAUCAUUUGGCUGACAACGCUUCAGUGUUUUCCCUCAGAGAGGUGCAGCUCCACAAAGAUCCAGGACAUCGAAGUUCAGUGUUUCAGCCUCUAAGCCGAGGAAAGAACCGACGACAGAGCAUCUUCUAGACGCUGCAGAAGAAGAAGAAGAAGAAG